AUGCCCCGUUUCCCCCCCCCCUUCCCCCCCCAAAUCGCCAAUUUCUGCCACCAGCUGCCUGGGUUUCGCUUGGCGGCGGUUCAGGAUGCGAAGGUGCAGGCCCAAAACCGGGAGCCGGGGUGGCUGUGCUGGGAGACGCCGGCUCCGAGCGGCCUCAAGGACAGGGGACGUGGCCAGCAGCCAGGACCAGCUCUCCAGACCUACAGCACCAGCCCGUGCUGCCACUGCUGUGGCCUGGCUGUGGGGAAGGGCAGGAGACACGCGUUGUCCCUGGUGGGAGCCCAGGUCACCUCCGAGACCAAAGAAGUGCCUGAAAACAAGCCCGCCGACAUCCCCUGCUCGGCGUAUCGGUCUGGCUGGAACAACCCCCGCAUCGAGUGGAAGUUCCAGAAGGGCUCCUCGCUGGUCCUCUUCUACUACGGGGGAGAGCUGACAGAGCCAUACAAGAACCGGGUCCGGUUCUCGCCCACCACCAUCCACUUCAGCAUGGUGACGCGGGAGGACACGGGGAAGUACAUCUGCGAGGUGGUGGGGGACAGCAGCCAGAUCGCCAAGUCGGAGGUGAACCUCAUCGUCCAAGUGCCCCCCUCCAAGCCGGUGGCCCAUGUCCCCACCUCGGCCACCAUCGGCAGCAAGGCCGUGCUGCGAUGCACCGAGACAGACGGCUCGCCGCCCCCUACCUUCCGCUGGUACAAGAACGGCAUGCUGAUGCCCCCCGACCCCAAAACCAGCCUGACCUUCAGAAACUCCUCCUACACCCUGGACCCUGCCACGGGGGAGCUGAUCUUCGAGCCCCUGAGUGGCUUCGACACCGGCGACUACUACUGCGAGGCGAUGAACAACGUGGGCUCCCCCCAGAAAUCGGACGUUAUCCACAUGGAAGCCAGUGAAGUCAACGUGGGUGGCAUCGUGGCCGCGGUCGUGGUGCUGCUGAUGGUGCUGGCGCUCGUGGGCUUCGGCAUCUGGUUUGCCUACAGCCGGGGCUUCUUCAAGAGAAAAGACACCGCCAGCAAGAAGGUGAUUUACAGCCAGCCCUCGCACCGCAGUGAAGGAGAGUUCAAGCAGACGUCCUCCUUCCUGGUGUGA
Molecule: messenger RNA, 1086 nt
Organism: Nipponia nippon (crested ibis)
Lineage: Eukaryota; Metazoa; Chordata; Aves; Pelecaniformes; Threskiornithidae
Source: RefSeq, a predicted model, not a curated record